GUUGCUGUCACGGUUGUAGUACGGCGUCGGGGGCAGUGGUUGCGGCCCGGGCUGCAGCUGGGGCUGGGGCUGGGACAUCCACGGUCGGCGCAAAGCUCCCGCGGGCGGGCGGCGGUCGUAUAUCAUGAUCUCGACGUGGUCGAUGAUGUUGCUGUUGUUGCCCGGGCCGGCGUUCUCGUCCAUGGGCACGCGUGUGACGCGCACCGUGAUCCGCGGGAACGGGUGCCGGUCCAGCGUCCAUGUGUCCUGCGGCAGCGCCAGCGUGCGCUCGUACUGCGACGGCAGGUUCAGGAUCGGCUUGUGCGCGUGGUGCCACAGCAUCUCGUCCAUGAACGAGUCAUUGAGCCCGCCACCCGACAGGCUGUCGCCCGUGCUGUUGACGUCGCGCAGCAUGGACGGGAUCAGCGACACGGCGACGGGGCCGAACUCGCCGUUGUUGCCGUCGACAUGGGACAAGCGGGGAGCCUUGCGGGCAAAGGCCAGCGAGAAAGCCCGCAGCGACUUGGACUUGGUCACGCCGAAGCGGAUGACAAACACGCGGCCCGCCACGUUGCGGCCCAGCUUGAGGACGCAGCCGGGGAAGGCAUGCACGCGGUAGUCGGUCGUCUGGUCGAGGUAGUACUGCUGGGUCUGCCCCAGGUAGGACACGAUGAAAUCGCCCGGCCUUGCGUCGUGGCGGCGUUCGGCCUCGACGUACAUGGUGCGCUGGAUGCUCGACAUGAACUGGCCAAAGUUGAUCUUGUUGAAGACGUCGUCGUCAACCAUGAUCUCUUCACUGCGGCCCCAGAUCGAGUACGACCACUCGUAAAGGGGCAGCAUGAUGGUCGGCGUAUGGGCGUCGCGGUGGCCACAGAGCAGCGCGGCAAACGCCAUGAGCCGCGCCUGCGCCAGCCGCGGCCGCGCCCAGCAGUAGGCGGCGGGCUUCUCGGACCAAAACACGGG
This is a messenger RNA of Lasiosphaeria miniovina, 942 nucleotides long. RefSeq lists its product as uncharacterized. The record is from RefSeq and is a predicted model, not a curated record. Bases 125 to 598 code for a protein of 157 amino acids. Lineage: Eukaryota; Fungi; Ascomycota; Sordariomycetes; Sordariales; Lasiosphaeriaceae. The transcript has a single exon.